CGUAAAUAGCGGACUUCAUGGAAGGAUGUUGACGAGUAGUUAUUGUUGAAUCAAAAAGAUAUUUUUCUCGAUUGAAUAACACACGUUUCGGAGGUCUGUUCUGGGAUUUUUUGUUGUGAAGAGAGAUGAGAGGAUGAAGUUUAAUAUGUGGAUUUGGAUUCUGACUACGGCCUCGGCCGUACUGUUCGCCGAAGGAUGGGAAUAUCCGUGCGAUCAGCCUCUGCUAGUCGAUUCAACCAAAAGCAAAGUUGUGGCAACUUCUUGGAUGGCUGAUAGAACACCUGCUGAUGCCCAGUUAUACGGGAAUAGUGCCUGGUCACCAACUGACAAUACUUACAAUCAACUGAUCACAGUGGAUUUGGGGGAUAGACACGAAAUUAGGAGCAUUGCCACACGCGGUCGUGCUCAUACCAGCGAAUAUGUUAUGGAGUACAUUCUUCAGUACUCUGAUAACGGUCAUGGCUGGACCAGCUAUGAGAGUCAGGAAGGUGUUGAAGAGAUGUUCAAGGGAAACACCAACGCUGAAUCCAUCAAGUUGAACAAGUUUGACGUCCCUAUUAUUGCACAGUACAUUCGAAUCAAUCCGACUCGAUGGAAAACGAGAAUUUCAAUGAGAAUCGAGCUCUAUGGAUGCCCCUAUGUCGCUGAGGUUGCCGGUUUCAACGGCUCUGCCCUCAUCGCAAUGGACCUCCAGCGUGAGCCCAUCGAGACAGAUCGUCACUCCCUUCGUUUUCGGUUUAAAACGAAUAAUGCCGACGGAGUUAUCCUGUACUCACGUGGUACCCAAGGCGACUUCAUCGCAGUUCAGCUCCGUGACAAUCAAAUGCUCUUGAAUAUCGAUCUCGGCUCAGGUCUCACCACGAGUUUAUUGGUGGGAAGUUUGUUAGACGACAAUCAGUGGCACGACGUCCUGAUCUCCAGGUCUCGUCGAGACAUCGCCUUCUCCGUCGAUAGGGUCCUCGUGAAGGGAAAGAUAAAGGGAGAAUUUCAUCGACUGGACUUGAACCGAGCUCUCUACAUCGGCGGCGUUCCCAACAUGCAGGAGGGUCUGGCUGUCACUCAGAACUUCACUGGAUGCAUUGAGAACUUUUAUCUCAAUAAGACAAACGUGAUAAGAGAUUUGAAGGAUGUGGAGGAGUACGGGGAGAACACGAGAUUCCAUAGGAUUCACACGACCUUCGGCUGUCGAGACCUGCCAAUCAUCUCCGUGACUUUCUUGAAGCCAGAGACUCAUGCACGUCUCAAGGGGUACGAGGGCUCAUCAACCCUCAAUAUUUCUCUGGCCUUCAGGACGUACGAGGAGAGAGGGGUCAUCCUCUAUCACACGUUUUCAAAUACUGGUUUUGUAAAGGUAUUUUUAGAAGAGGGAAAGAUAAAAGUAGAGAUUCAGACAAAAGGCAACUCCCGAGUGAUUCUCGACAAUUUCGACGAGAAAUUCAACGACGGCAAGUGGCACCCAACAAUCCUCACAAUCUCCAAAAACAGUAUAAUUCUGAACGUGGACGGUCGACCGAUGAGAACAAAGCGUCUCCUGGAGAUGUCGACAGGUGCUGUGUACCUGGUAGGAGGAGGUCUGGUAGGGACUGGCAAGAAUCGAGGUUUCGUAGGCUGCAUGCGAAUGAUAAGUGUCGACGGAUUCUACAAACCUCCAACUGACUGGAAAGAGGGUGAGGAGUACAUAGGCGAUGGAAUACUCCUGGACUCCUGUCAGAUGUUGGAUCGCUGCAAUCCCAAUCCCUGCAAGCAUAAUGGCAUCUGCAGACAGACAUCAACGGAAUUUUUCUGUGACUGUAGUAAUACUGGAUAUUCUGGUGCUGUUUGUCACACCUCCCUCAAUGCCCUGUCCUGCGAAGCCCACAAAAACGUUCACUCUGUGAAUCAGAGGGCUGAGAUCGAGAUUGACGUUGAUGGAAGUGGUCCCCUGGAGCCCUUCCCAGUCACCUGUCAAUUUUACGCUGAUGGACGAGUGAUGACUGUCAUUCGUCACAGCAAUGAAAUAGCUACACCUGUUGACGGCUUCGAGGAGCCAGGGAGCUUCGUCCAGGACAUCAAUUAUGAUGCCAAUUACGAUCAAAUUGAGGCCCUGAUGAACAGAUCUCUCAGCUGCAGACAGAGAAUCAAUUACGCUUGUAAACAUUCGAAACUCUUCAACACUCCUGUUCAUCAGGGGGAUAUCUUUCGGCCGAAUUCGUGGUGGGUUAGCAGGGCCAACAAGAGGAUGGAUUACUGGGGUGGAGCACUUCCAGGAUCCAUGAAGUGCGAGUGCGGAGUGUUGGGAAGCUGUGUCGAUCCAACAAAAUGGUGUAAUUGUGAUUCUGGAUUCGAGGGCUGGCUUGAAGAUGGCGGUGAUAUCACUGAGAAGGAGCACCUACCCGUUCGUCAACUGAGAUUUGGAGAUACUGGUACACCGCUGGAUGAGAAGGAGGGGAGGUACACACUAGGUCCACUCAUCUGCGAGGGUGAUGAUUUAUUCAAGAAUGUGGUGACAUUCAAAGUUGUUGAUGCAACAAUCAAUUUACCCACCUUUGAUAUGGGACACAGUGGGGACAUUUAUUUUGAAUUCAAAACAACAAUUCCUGAUGCUGUUAUUAUUCACAGCACUGGAUCCUCGGAUUACAUCAAAGUAUCAAUAACAACUGGCAAUCAGAUACAGUUUCAGUAUGAAGCUGGGGAUGGACCGCAGACUGUCAGUGUUCAGACGUCGUAUAUGUUGACUGAUAAUAACUGGCAUUCAGUUCUCGUUGAGAGAAAUAGAAAGGAAGCGAGAAUCGUCCUGGAUGGUGCGCUCAAGAAUGAAGUCAGUGAGCCACCAGGACCUGUCAGGGCGCUUCAUCUCACCUCUGAACUUAUCGUUGGAGCAUCAACUCAGUAUCGUGAUGGAUUUGUUGGAUGUAUCAGGGCACUUUUGCUUAAUGGCCAGCUGCAGGAUUUGAGGCAGUAUGCCAGGAGGGGGCUUUAUGGAGUCACCGAGGGCUGCACUGGAAAAUGCCAGAGCAAUCCCUGCUUGAAUGAUGGCAUUUGUCAUGAGAGGUACGAUGGAUACAGCUGUGACUGUCGUUUCACUUCGUUCAAGGGGCCCAUCUGCGCUGAUGAGAUUGGUGUCAACCUGGGAUCUGAUUCCAUGAUAAAAUAUGAGUUUUCUGGUAGUUGGAGGUCAACUAUUGCUGAGAAAAUCAGGGUUGGAUUCACUACCACCAGCGCUGGAAAGGGAUUCCUUAUGGGACUUGCUUCCAAUAUAUCUGGGGAAUAUCUUACGAUUCUUGUGUCCAACAGUGGAUAUCUCAGGGUUGUCUUUGACUUUGGCUUUGAGAGACAGGAAGUUUUCGUCGACAAGUACUUUGCCUAUGGACAGUAUCAUGAUUUACAUCUGUCGAGGAAGAACGAGGGCUCCACUCUGGUCCUUCAGGUCGAUAAUCUUGAGCCCAGGGAAUUUCAUUUCAAUAUCAAAGCCUCAGCUGAUGCUCAGUUCAAUAAUAUACAGUAUAUGUACAUUGGGAAGAAUGAGUCUAUGACUGAUGGCUUUGUUGGAUGUAUUUCCAGGGUUGAGUUUGAUGAUAUUUAUCCACUCAAACUGCUGUUCCAGCAAGACAGCCCUGACAGUGUCAGAGCAUUUGGGCCACCGUUGGUCGAUGAUUUUUGUGGAGUUGAACCUUUCACUCAUCCACCCAAUAUCGUGGAGACUCGACCACCACCAAUUGUUGAUAGUGAGAAGGUGAGGGCUGCCUACAAUGAGACAGACACUGCUGUUCUGGGGAGUGUACUUGCUGUUAUACUCAUUGCUCUCAUCAUUAUGGCGGUUCUCAUUGGGAGAUACAUGUCCAGGCACAAGGGGGAGUAUCUCACGCAGGAGGAUAAGGGAGCUGAGCAGGCACUUGAUCCAGACUCAGCUGUUAUACAAUCUACUACUGGACAUCAAGUACAAAAGAAGAGGGAGUGGUUUAUCUAGGGGAUUGAUCAAUAAUUUGGGGGCAAUGGUCAUUUAAUCUUGGAGAACUGCGGGAAAAUUGAGGGAUGGGUGAUGCUUAAAAAAUAUUGAUUAUUUUUGUUAAAUUCGUUUUUCUCGUUAGGCAGAAAAAAAGUUUUAUUUUGUCUUUUCAUUUUUUUAAUUCAACGAUAUGGUUGUUUAUUGUUUUCGUUAAACAAUGCGCGAUGAAAAAUACUGAGGGAGGGAUUCAUAUUUCAGUUAUGAAUACUGCGGGAAAUUUAAAUUAUGAAUCGUGAAUCAGAGCUGUUGAUUAAUUAAGAAAUAUUUCAGUUGUCUGAAUAAGAAAUCUGAUAAUGAUAUGAGUUUCCUGUGGCAGCUGUCAUGAGAGAUUAUUUCGUCUAGGAUUAAAUGACCAUUUGCCGAAUGCGUUAAGUGAUGAAAUUACUAAAUUCAUAUCGUAUAAUUUGAUUAGUGCGGUAAUUAGAGACUAGGAUAAAGCCCUAUGCGAUGCUAAUCCCAUGAGUUUUUUUAUCAUUCUUUCGUUUUAGAGUUCUUGGACAUUCGUGUCAGUGGAAAAGUGAUGGGGAGAGAUGUGUCCCAUUUUAUUUAAAAAUUUGGCCACCGGAUGGGAAGGGAUGGGGCAAAAUUAACGCCUGUGGCUCUUUUCAAUGGCCAUAACUCACAAAGAAAUUUUUUACUUGAGCUUAGUCCAUAAAAUAUACCAUUUUAGUAAUAAUUAAAUGAGCUGUUGGAAAAAAGUAAAGGCCUGUUUUGCCCCAAUUAUGUGCAAAUCCUUGAAAUAUAUUUGUUUCGCUUGUGUUCAUUAACAUUGCGUACCAGGAGGAGAGAUUAAUACAUAAGUUAGAUGUCUAGAAAGAGAAGAGCAUCGAGAGUGAAGUCAAAAUGGUGUUCUCUUCACUCUGUACUACUUUUUUUGUUUGUAUUUUUUUUUCAUUCCUUUCAGAUAAUUUUAUCUCUAGUUAGUCAUGUACAAAAACGAAUCUCGGAGAAACAUUUACCGUCCAAACAGCAUUUUACCUUAUUUUUAGUUGUUUUUUUUUUAUUCUGAAGUAAUAUAUACAAUAUGAUUAUAUUUUUUAGUAUUUUCUGAAUCUCUUCACAUCACCUUUGCAGCUGUGGAUGCUUCUUGAUUUGGAAUUCAAAAUUCUUUUGACAUCAAAAGUGUACAUAUGCUAUGUUUUUUAUACUAAAAUGUGUAAUUUUAUACUGUUUGAAUUUUUUCAUUGGAUUUUGGACAUCAUUGACGAAAUAAAGAUGUAUGUGUUUUAUACAUUCCA
Messenger RNA from Diachasmimorpha longicaudata, 5223 nucleotides. RefSeq names its product neurexin-4-like. The coding region runs from base 134 to 3946 and encodes 1270 amino acids. The record is from RefSeq and is a predicted model, not a curated record. Lineage: Eukaryota; Metazoa; Arthropoda; Insecta; Hymenoptera; Braconidae. The transcript is spliced from 6 exons.